Molecule: messenger RNA, 1257 nt
Organism: Emericellopsis cladophorae
Lineage: Eukaryota; Fungi; Ascomycota; Sordariomycetes; Hypocreales; Bionectriaceae
Product: Aspartate aminotransferase
Exons: 1
Coding region: 1-1257 (418 amino acids)
Biological process (GO): L-aspartate biosynthetic process
Cellular component (GO): cytosol
Molecular function (GO): pyridoxal phosphate binding; L-aspartate:2-oxoglutarate transaminase activity
Source: RefSeq, a predicted model, not a curated record
AUGGGUUCCAUUCCGGCAACACGCUCUCGCUUCGAGGCCGUCGACCACAAGCCUCUAGGCGGCCCCUUCAAGAUCGAGGCGGCGUAUCGCGGCGACACCAGCGAGGAUAAGGUCAACCUGGGCAUUGGCGCGUACCGUGACGAUGCAGGCCAGCCAUGGCUGCUCCCGUCCGUGGCCGAGGCCAAGAAGCGCAUGGACUUGCCCUCGUGCACCCACGAGUACUCGCCGCUGCACGGCCUAGACGCCUUCAUCGAGCCCGCGCGCCGGCUCGUCUUUGGCGCGGAGCUGGACCCCGAGAUCGCCCCCUUUGUCGCGUCCAUGCAGACCGUGUCGGGCACCGGCGCCAACAGCAUCAUCGCAAAGUUCCUCGCCCGCUGGAUCCAGCCCCAGCAGAUCUGGCUGCCCGCCCAGACCUGGGACAACCACCCGCACAUCUGGCGCCAGAACGCUCCGGCCAUCCAGGUCCGCGACUACCCCUACUACGACCAGAAGACGUGCAGCCUCGACUUUGCCGGCCUCAUGGCCACCCUCGAGCGCGACGCCAAGGAGGGCGACGCCAUCCUCCUCCACGCCUGCGCCCACAACCCCACGGGCAUCGACCCGACCGAGAACCAGUGGAAGGACAUUGCCCUGCUGUGCGAAAAGAAGCGCAUGUUUGUCGUCUUUGACUCGGCCUACCAGGGCUUCGCCUCCGGGAACCUCGACAAGGACGCCUGGUCCAUCCGCCACUUUGCCACCCACCCCGACCUCGAGUUCGCCGUCUGCCAGUCCUUCUCCAAGAACCUCGGCCUCUACGGCGAGCGUGUGGGCGCCCUCCACAUUGUCACCUCGAGAAACGCCACCCCAAGCGUCGCCCUCGCCAUCCGCUCCCAGCUCGUCGAGAUCCACCGCGGCGAGGUCUCCAUCGCCCCGGCCUUUGGCGCCCGCGUCGCGACCACCGUCCUCACCAGCGAGGAGAUCUUUAGCCAGUGGCUCGAGGACCUGGUCCUCAUGAGCGGCCGCAUCAAGGCCAUGCGGCAGGCCCUCUAUGACGAGCUCGUCGCCCUCGGCACCCCGGGCUCCUGGAAGCACGUCGUCGAGCAGACGGGCAUGUUCUCCUACACGGGUCUGUCCACGGACCAGGUCACCGUCAUGCAGGAAAAGUUUCACAUCUACAUGCUGCCCACCGGUCGCAUCUCCAUCUGCGGCCUGCGCGAUGCGAAUGUGAAAUAUGUCGCGCGGGCCAUUGACAACGUCGUGCGCGAGGGCAAGGCGUGA